Molecule: messenger RNA, 1506 nt
Organism: Chanos chanos (milkfish)
Lineage: Eukaryota; Metazoa; Chordata; Actinopteri; Gonorynchiformes; Chanidae
Product: RE1-silencing transcription factor-like
Biological process (GO): positive regulation of transcription by RNA polymerase II
Cellular component (GO): nucleus
Source: RefSeq, a predicted model, not a curated record
AUGUCACCAUCUACGGUGGCGAAUAGUGUAAAGAGAAAUGAGAAGGAAAAGUUGGAAUACGAAUGGCCGUUGUCUGACGGACGUGUUGGCGGAUAUGUGUUUGACAAAGUCGCACGUUCGGUGAAGCUGUACACUAUCGAAUCUGGGGGAACGUUUACGGAGGACGUGACACACAUAUCAUUCCCUGCUAAAGACUGGCGUUUGUUUAGAAACAAAGUGUGGAGAGACCUUGAAGUCCCUGGUCUGGAUCGUAUCUACAAGGAGCUUCCGGCUCAGGUACAGGACGGGACAAACACCUUCCACGUAGUCAUAUCUCUGGCGCUGCUGAAGGCAGCAAUCCUCUUCAGUGAGGCAGCUGCACUAAACAGUUCAUCUUCACCCGUUGCUACCCGGGUCACAGAGGCAGAGGAGGAGAGGGGCGUCAAGCUUGGUGAAGAGGAAAGGGCACAGGAUCAGCCCAAGCCCUCAGAGGAGAGUCCAUCCAAUCCCAUGCCGCUGGGAAAACGCAAACGGAACCAGGUCAUUGUCGUGGAGCCACCCAAGGAGAAGAAACCUUUUCACUGUAAGCCCUGCAACUACCAAGCAGAGUUUGAAGAGUUUGUGCACCACAUCUGUGUCCACAGCGCCAAGAAACUGAUCGUGGUGAAUAAAGCAGCUGAAUCUGAGGAGGAUCAAAGCAGUCACUCGGCACAGACAUCCCAGAAGGGAUCAGCAUCUGAAAGCGGAGAAGUUUUAGGCAACACCAAAGGGGUGAUUCGUUGCGAGUGCUUUGGUUACAACACCAACCACUAUGACCACUUCAUGGCUCAUCUUAAACACCACAGUAAGGAGGGCGACGACCAAAGAGUGUACAAAUGCACCAUAUGCCCUUAUACUACAGUCAGCCAAUACCACUGGAAGAAUCUGAGAAACCACUUUCCCAGCAAGCUCUUCACCUGCAACCAGUGUUGUUACUUGUCAGAUCGGAAAAACAACUACAUUCAGCAUAUUCGCACCCACACAGGUGAACGGCCUUUCCAGUGCCCAUAUUGUGAGUAUUCCAGUUCUCAGAAGACUCAUCUGACCAGACACAUGAGGACACAUUCAGGUGAGAGGCCUUUCAAAUGUGACAGCUGCAGCUACUUGGCAGCCAACCAGCACGAAGUGACACGCCGUGCCAGACAGGUCCAAAAUGGGCCGAAGCCCAUAAGCUGCCCCUACUGCCAGUACAAGACAGCUGACUGCAGCAACUUUAAAAAGCAGGUUGAGCUCCACAUCAACCCACACCAGUUCCUUUGUCCAGUGUGCAAGUAGGCCGCGUCCAAAAAGUGCAACUUACAGUACCACAUCAAAUCCAGACACCCGGACUGCUCCGAGAUCACUAUGGAUGUAUCAAAGGUCAAACUGCGUGUGAAGAAACCUGAAGCUGAUGACAGUGCUAACGCUGGAAAUGCUCACCAGACGCUGGGCGGGAUCCAAGAGGUCGUGGAAGCAAAUGAACAGCAUGAAAACACAGAUGGCUUCUAG